UUCUUCCUUCUGCUACCUCCCAGUUGCACGACGCGCCUGCCUCACCACCAACCAUGGCGUCCUCUCUCGCAUGUCACAACACCACGCCGCUUUUCGCGGCUCGUUCUGUAAACGACGCGCGCGCCUCAAAUCAGGCCAACCCUGUCGUGAAUAGAAGGAAUUACCAGGCAUUGGUAAACAGGCGUCAGGGGAGACGUCUCUCGUUCGCCUCGCUUCUGAGCUCCGGCAUAACAUUCCCGCUGAAGAAGCCGGCACCCCCACGACCGCGUGCUGUAGCGGUGACAGCCGCAGCUGCCGAUGGCGCUGCUGCGGGAGCAGGCGAGGCAGCAGCAGCAACAGCGCCGCCUCCAGUGCGCGCGGUGCUGUUCGACAUGGACGGCGUGCUGUGCGACAGCGAGGACCCCUCGAGAGAAGCCGCCGUGGCGUUGUUCGCGGAGAUGGGCGUCGCUGUCACGGCGCAGGACUUCGUGCCGUUCAUGGGGACAGGCGAGGCCAACUUUCUGGGUGGUGUGGCUCGCGUGUAUGGAGUGAAGGGGUUCGACACGGAGAAGGCCAAGAAGCGCUUCUUCGAGAUCUACAUCCACCGGUUUGCGCGCCCCAACUCGGGCAUUGGCUUCCCCGGCGCGCUCAAGCUCGUGGACGAGUGCCGGGCAGCGGGGCUGAGGACGGCCGUGGCGUCCAGCGCGGACCGAGUGAAGGUGGAUGCCAACCUCGCAGCGGCUGGCAUCCCACUCGACAGGUUUGACGCCAUCGUGUCUGCCGACAAGUUUGAGCGCCUGAAGCCCUUCCCCGACAUCUUCUUUGCUGCCGCCAACGAGCUGGGCGUCCCCACCCACCAGUGUGUGGUCAUUGAAGAUGCUCUCGCGGGAGUGCAGGCAGCAACAGCUGCUGGCAUGAGGUCCAUAGCCGUGACCACCACUCUCUCAGCCGGCAGCCUGGCUGCUGGCCGCCCCGCCCUCAUUCGCCGAGACAUUGCAGACAUCAGCGUGGCGGACAUCACCACUCUGCACUUCCCCUCAGACGAAGACAAUGACUCUUCUGGCCCACCUGCUGCUGCCUCCGCUGCAGGAGCAGCGUCACCCACUGCCACGCCAGACUCUGCAGACGGGGCCGAGGGGCUGUGGGCAUCGCUGGAUGCGCCUCUGGAGCUGCCAGGAGGCAUGAGUGUGACUCGCCGAGAUGCCAUGCGCUAUGCCAGCCUGGCCAUGGGGCUGGCCACCACUGCAUUUACUCUCGACAACCUCAAGGCGUUCUCCUACGCGUCCCCCAAGGCGCUGCUCAACAUGCUCAUGGGCACCGCCGUGCCGCCCGCCAAUGCUGCGGGGCCCAGGGGCCUCGUGAAGUACGUGCAGCAGCUGGACCGCAGCGGCGCCAGCGAUCUGGUGCCAGACUUUGAGCCGCGCCUGCAGUGGCUCAACAGCGCGCCCCUCUCCUUCACCCGGGAGCUGCGCGGCAAGGUGGUGCUGCUGGACUUCUGGACGUACUGCUGCAUCAACUGCAUGCACGUGCUGCCGGACCUCGCUGCCCUCGAGAAGAAGUACGAGGGCCAGCCGGUGGUGGUGGUGGGGGUGCACUCCGCCAAGUUUGACAACGAGAAGGACCUUGACGCCAUUCGCAAUGCCGUGCUGCGAUACGACAUCUUGCACCCUGUAGUGAACGACGGCGACAUGCUCAUGUGGCGGGGCCUGGGCGUGUCCUCGUGGCCCACGCUGGCGCUGGUGGCGCCCACGGGGCGGCUGAUCGCCAUGGUGGCGGGCGAGGGCAACCGGCAGCUGUUUGACGGCCUCAUAGCGGCGUCCCUUGAGUACUACGGCGCCAAGGGCGCCCUCAGCGACGCGCCCAUCCCCCUGGCGCUGGAGCGCAGCAAGGACCAGCGCGUGCUGGCCUCGCCCCUGCGCUUCCCCGGCAAGCUGGCCUCCGACCUCGCCAACGGGCGCCUCUUCCUCUCCGACUCCAACAACCACCGCAUCGUGGUGACGGACCUUCAAGGCAACUUCCUGGCACAGAUAGGAGGGGCGGGCGACGGGCUGGUGGACGGGUCGUUUGAAGAGGCUCAAUUCAACAGGCCUCAGGGCGUGGCGUACGAUCCUUCUCGGAACCUUCUGUUUGUGGCGGACACAGAGAAUCAUGCCCUGCGGCAAGUGGACCUGGUGGGCGAGACGGUGACAACGGUGGCAGGCGAUGGGCGCAAGGGGCAGGACUACAAAGGCGGGGCGAGAGGGAGAGAGCAGCCUCUCAACUCGCCGUGGGACGUGGAGCUGACGGCGGACAGAGCGGCGGUGAUGGUGGCCAUGGCGGGGCAGCAUCAGAUCUGGCGGUUCGAUCUCGACACCGGCCGAUGCGUGGCGUUCAGCGGGUCGGGAUAUGAGAGGAACCAGAACGGGCGCUUUGCCUCUGACACGGCAUAUGCCCAGCCGUCUGCUCUGUCGCUUGCUCCAGGCGGCAGUGAGAUGUAUGUGGCGGACAGUGAGAGCAGUGCGCUGAGAGCGCUCAACCUGCAGACAGGGGGCUCCAGACUCAUCACCGGGGGCGACGCCAACUUUGCUGAGAACCUCUUUAAGUUCGGAGAUCGCGAUGGCUCCACAUCCAGAGCUCUCCUGCAGCAUCCACUUGGCGCGCUCUCAUUGGCCGAUGGCACAGUGCUUGUUGCUGACUCGUACAACCACAAGAUCAAGCUGGUGGAUCCCACGCGCGGCUCUGUGGUGACGCUGGCAGGCACGGGCUCAGCCGGGGUCAGAGACGGCCCGGGGGCACAGGCACAGUUGUCAGAGCCGGCAGGCCUUGCACAUGGUCCAGAUGGCACGGUGUUCAUCGCCGACACCAACAACAGCCUCAUUCGCUGCCUGCACCUCCCAUCCGCCUCCUCCCCCACCGCCCUGCUCUCCACUCUCGACCUCUCCUCCCUCCCCCCUCCCCCCGCUUCCUCCUCCUCGGCCUCCUCUCAGCGGCGGCGCCUGCGGCGGCGGCAGAAGGCGGACGAGCAGGUGGUGGAGGAGCCCCCCGUGGCAGCAGCCACCGGCACGCUGCACCUCAGGCUCUCCAUCCCCGAUGACUACCACUUCACUGCGGGCGCCAGCAGCAAGUUCAGUGUGGAGCUGCCAGAGGCAGGGAGUGGAGGGGCAGCAGUGACUGUCACACCUCAGUCGGGUGAUCUGACUCUAUCUGGCUCGCUCGCCCUCGCCUCACUGGACUUCACUCAGGAGGGAUCGCCUGACAGCAGUGGCAGCGCAGUGGUGCAGGUGCACUGCAAGGUGUACUACUGCCAGCAGGACGACCUGUGCCUCUACAAGGCUGUCAACUUCAAGGUCCCAUUCAGCCCCUCUGCAGCAGCUGAAGCACGGGACGUGCAGCUAGUAUUCGACAUCACUCCUGCCCCACCAGGCAAGGCUCUGGUGCCAACAGCAUGAAGAGAGACUUGCACAAUACAGGCAUAGUUGUACAUUCUGCCAAGUUACUUGCAUUCGGCCUAUUCACAUCCUCAAGGCUCCAGGGGUCAACCAAAUUCCAAUGCACUGUCGAACCAAUCAG
Messenger RNA from Closterium sp. NIES-67, 3528 nucleotides. NCBI's taxonomy places the organism in Eukaryota, Viridiplantae, Streptophyta, Zygnematophyceae, Desmidiales, Closteriaceae. The record is from the annotation of a GenBank genome assembly.